This is a messenger RNA of Penicillium diatomitis, 1344 nucleotides long. RefSeq names its product Zn(II)2Cys6 transcription factor. Gene Ontology annotation, biological process: positive regulation of transcription by RNA polymerase II. Gene Ontology annotation, molecular function: transcription cis-regulatory region binding; DNA-binding transcription factor activity, RNA polymerase II-specific; zinc ion binding. Gene Ontology annotation, cellular component: nucleus. The transcript has 3 exons. Bases 1 to 1344 code for a protein of 447 amino acids. NCBI's taxonomy places the organism in Eukaryota, Fungi, Ascomycota, Eurotiomycetes, Eurotiales, Aspergillaceae. The record is from RefSeq and is a predicted model, not a curated record.
AUGACGCAAUCCUAUCAACAGCCCCAAGCGGCCUUGGCCGGCUUUCUUGAUUCAAUGCACCAAGAUAGUUCAAUGUCCGCCUACAAUUUAUUCGGCCAGUAUCCCGAGAGCGUCGCAUUCUGGCACGAUCCAACCGCGACGGUGCCACCCAUCGGCCUUGCCGCUCCGUCAUAUCCACCCAAGCAAUCAGCACACCUCCAGCCCGUCGGAGACCAGAAGAAACACAAGCGCACCCGAAGUGGCUGCUUCACAUGUCGUGCGCGUCGCAUCAAAUGCGACGAGGCGCGACCCGUCUGUGAACGCUGUCGCAAGGGCAAUCGGGACUGCGUUUACCCAUCGCCGACAGCAUCGUCCAGCAAGGGAUCUCGCUCGUCCACAAAAUCACGGGGCACACGCCCUCUGUCGCAGGGCAGCGAGUCCUCCAGCAAGCACGAUACCGAGGAAAUGAACCCGCUCGAACCAAUCCUCGAUGAGGAAGAACCGGAAGGAACGGAUUUGGGCUCGGAGGCAUCACCAAGGAGUGGCAGUGGUGCUGGUCACCCACGGCAGCAGCUCCAUCGCACUCAGAGCGGCCAUUCCUUACGGAAACGGAGUGUGAAGCAGCUAUCCGAGGCAGGUUCGUCGCAGGUCGAGGCCGGUAGCUCUCCAUCCACGGAAUCGUCCCGGUACGAGUCCAUGAGUGUUCGGUCGGGCAGUUUCAGCCAUUCGAUCCUCGACUUGAUCAACAACAGUCGCCUAGCUGAGGAUGUACGCUUCUAUCUGGACUUUCACCAGCAGCAUCUCUCGUACGACCAUUUCUUUCUGCGAUCUUCCAGCGCUCAUUUCAUCCAUCAUAGCAUCCUCGAACUGGCGUUGGGGUAUGAUCCGCUGCUGUAUGCUCUGUGGGGGAAGCUCUACACAUUCUUGAAGUACUAUAAUAAGGCGCUGGUUUUGUUACGGAAGUCGCUGGAGGCGGGCGAGGAGCACACAGAGGCAACGCUGUGUACUGUCCUCGUCCUCACAGUUUUCGAGGAAUAUAUCGGAGACUGGGCCAAUCUGGUUGAUCAUCAUCAAGCUGCGCAUGCCCUGAUGCGGGAGUUGCUCACUCCGGACUCCUCCAACAUGAUCGACCUGCACACCAAUAUCUUCCUGUGGUACGCUCGAUUUGAUGUGGUGGCCGGCAUUCUAGCUGGCACGGAGACCAUUCUGAGCCGUGACUGGUAUAUCGCCAAGGAGCAAUACGACGCCCAACAAGCCGCCCUCUACCCAGAUGAUCCAAACAAGCAGCUUGCCUACGUCGCUUCGAUCAAUCGCCGCUUCGGGCUGGACAUGGCUUCUCUCUACGCCAAGCUUUCCCGGGGCUGA